Dama dama (fallow deer) is the source of this 2463-nucleotide messenger RNA. It is a transcript of the gene HOXC4, whose product is annotated as homeobox C4. The transcript has 3 exons. The coding region runs from base 853 to 1647 and encodes 264 amino acids. The record is from RefSeq and is a predicted model, not a curated record. Gene Ontology annotation, cellular component: nucleus. Gene Ontology annotation, molecular function: RNA polymerase II cis-regulatory region sequence-specific DNA binding; DNA-binding transcription factor activity, RNA polymerase II-specific. Gene Ontology annotation, biological process: embryonic skeletal system morphogenesis; regulation of transcription by RNA polymerase II; anterior/posterior pattern specification. NCBI's taxonomy places the organism in Eukaryota, Metazoa, Chordata, Mammalia, Artiodactyla, Cervidae.
CCGGGCAGGGCGAGCAGCUGGGGAGGGGGGCAGGGAAGGAGAGUUGGAGACUACUGAGCCUGCGACCUGAACCGGCAGAAGCAUUUUAAAGCGGGGGGCUCAACCCCCAGACCUCCAGAAAUGACGUCAGAAUCAUUUGCAUCCCGCUGCUUCUACCUGCCCGGUCCAGCUGGGACCCUGCCUCGCCGGCCCCCUGGCCAGAGGGUUGGGUGAGUGUGUAUGGAGAAGAGGGCUGGACUCUGGUCUCCUUGGAUGUGGGGGUACCACAGGCUCACCAGCCUCCUGGGCUCAGCCUGGGCCCCUCCCCAUCCAACCUCCACUCCAGUCCUCAUUCAACUUCCUCUUCCUGCGAAAGAGGGGCGCUGCCCCGUGACCUACACAGACUGAGACAGGAUCGCCAGGAAUGGGGACCUCUGGAAAAGCUCGGGAGCCGAGGCCCGAGGGGUACACCGGAGAUCCAAGGGGAGACUCUGGGAGGGGGCUGAAUCACAGCCUCCCAACAGCCUCCCAAUGCCCAGGCUUUGGAAAGGAGCUGGGGGCUUCCCAUCUCCUUUUGCAGGGGAGGGUUGUCAGUCGGAGGGGUGUGUACUGGGGGCACCCCAGCCCCUGCCAGCUAACCCCACAUCACCACCACCACCCCCCAGCACCAGCACCACCACCACACACAAAAAAAAUUGGAUACAUUUUGAAUAAAGCGAUUCGGUUCCUUAUCCGGGGACUGGGUUGCUCCGUGUGAUUGGCCGGCGGAGUCACAUGGUGAAAGUAACUUUACAGGGUCGCUAGCUAGUAGGAGGGCUUUAUGGAGCAGAAAAACGACAAAGCGAGAAAAAUUAUUUUCCACUCCAGAAAUUAAUGAUCAUGAGCUCGUAUUUGAUGGACUCUAACUACAUCGAUCCGAAAUUUCCUCCAUGCGAAGAAUAUUCGCAAAAUAGCUACAUCCCUGAACACAGUCCGGAAUAUUACGGCCGGACCAGGGAAUCGGGAUUCCAGCAUCACCAUCAGGAGCUGUACCCACCACCGCCUCCGCGCCCUAGCUACCCUGAGCGCCAGUAUAGCUGCACCAGUCUCCAGGGGCCGGGCAAUUCGCGAGGCCACGGGCCGGCCCAGGCGGGCCACCAUCACCCCGAGAAAUCACAGCCGCUCUGCGAGCCGGCGCCUCUCUCGGGCGCCUCCGCCUCCCCGUCCCCAGCCCCGCCAGCCUGCAGCCAGCCAGCCCCUGACCAUCCCUCCAGCGCCGCCAGCAAGCAACCCAUAGUCUACCCAUGGAUGAAAAAAAUCCACGUUAGCACGGUGAACCCCAAUUAUAACGGAGGGGAACCCAAGCGCUCGAGGACAGCCUACACCCGGCAGCAAGUCCUGGAAUUAGAGAAAGAGUUUCAUUACAAUCGCUACCUGACCCGAAGGAGAAGGAUCGAGAUCGCCCACUCGCUGUGCCUCUCUGAGAGGCAGAUCAAAAUCUGGUUCCAAAACCGUCGCAUGAAAUGGAAGAAGGACCACCGACUCCCCAACACCAAAGUCAGGUCAGCGCCCCCGGCCGGCGCUGCGCCCAGCACCCUCUCCGCAGCCACCCCGGGCACUUCUGAAGACCACUCCCAGAGCGCCACGCCGCCGGAGCAGCAACGGGCAGAGGACAUUACCAGGUUAUAAAACAUAACUCACACCCUGCCCCCAUCCCAGGCCCCCCAUCCUCCCCUCACACACAAAUUGACUCUUAUUUAUAGAAUUUAAUAUAUAUAUAUAUUUUGGUUCUUUUCUCUCUUCCUCCCACCUUCCCCCUUGUCAAUUCCAAACAGACAAAACAGAUAAACAAACAAGCCCCCUGCCCUUCUCUCCUUUCCACUGUUAAGGACCCUUUUAAGCAUGUGAUGUUGUCUUAGCAUGGUACCUGCUGGUUUUUUUUUUUGUUUGUUUGUUUGUUUGUUUGUUUUAAGGCCAUUUUGGGGGGUUAUUUAUUUUUUAAGGAAAAAAAACUGCAAAAAUUAUAUAUUACAAGGUGUGAUGGUCUGGUUUGGGUGCAUUUCAGGGGAAAUGAGGAAAAGAAAAAAGGAAAGAGAUUUUUAAGCCAGUACUCCUCCUUCUCCUCCUCCUCCUUCCCCCCCUCUUUCCUUAGGCCUUUUGCAUUGAAAAUGCACCAGGGGAGGUUAGUGAGGGGGAAGUCAUUUUAAGGAGAACAAAGCUAUGAAGUUCUUUUGUAUUAUUGUUGGGGGGAGCUGGGAGGAGAAGGGGGAAGACAGCAGACAAAGCUAAAUGCAUCUGGAGAGCCUCUCAGAGCUGUUCAGUUUGAGGAGCCAAAAGAAAAUAAAAAUGAACUUUCAGUUCAGAGAGGCAGUCUAUAGGUAGAACACCCCACCUCACCCCCCAUCGUGGUUAUUGUGUUUUUGGACUGAAUUUACUUGAUUAUUGUAAAACUUGCAAUAAAGAAUUUUAGUGUCGAUGUGAAAUGCCCCGUGAUCAAUAAUAAAC